UCAUCACCUCAUCACAUAAAUAGAGAUAAGCAUGCGCAGGUUGGGCGGCGGCGGCAGACAUAUGGGCGGCGGCACCAUCAGAUCCCUCCAAAGGGCCAUCAGUGCAAAGACAGGAGGAACAGCCAAGAAGCUGCGGCCCACUUCUCCCAACACCGCUCUAACUCUUUCAUCUCCAUCGACGCUCAGUCUUCCGCCACCGCAAGCUGUUUCUGCGGCGGCCGACUGGGAGUAUGUUACUAGGACUGAUGAAGAUGAGACGGCGGCGCGUGCUUUCUACGAUGAUUAUGUGUUUCAUUCUGUUCCAUCUGCUGAUGAAGUUCAUCAUGCUGUUUCUGCACUUCAGCUGGCCCUUGGUUCCAGCUCUCCAACACAAGAAUGUGAUGAAAUUGAGUGGUUUGAGCCCUCACACAACCACUACUCUACCAAAGAGAUGCAGCGUCGUCCGAGCAACGAUGUGGUGAACAAUGCCUUCCAUUUAUUGGAGACUGAGCCUUGUGUGCAGAGAAUGGUUGUCUCCUUAUCCUCUGAUAAGGCCGUCUGGGACGCGGUCAUGAACAACGAGGUCGUGAAGGAGCUUCGAGGAUCAAUGCAUCGAGUUGGUAGCUUGGUCUCGGAGAGCUCAGGUGGCCCGAGUGGGGACGGAGACGGAAACAUGAUCAGUUGGGUUGUCAAGUUUGCCAAGGCCAAAAUCAUGCAAGUGAUGGACCUCAUCACAAAGCUUGUGGGUGAUGUUUUUAAGGGGGGCAAGAAAGGAGAUGAUGGGUUGGAUGAGAAAGUGAAGAGCUCGUUGUUGCUAUCGAUCCUGGUGCUAGCCGUGGUAGUCCUGGCUCGAGCCAAGACCGGCUAAAGCCUGAUCACAAUUUGCUGACUUGACUCCUGUCUCAACCACAAACUUGUUUUUCAGUUUGUCUAGAUAUUGCAUCUUUUCUCAUUUGAUAUUGUUUUGGUGCUAUCUUUAGUGUUGGAAGAGGAAAUAAAAAGUUUGAUCUUACUUUUAAAAUAA
This is a messenger RNA of Salvia hispanica, 1003 nucleotides long. RefSeq lists its product as uncharacterized. NCBI's taxonomy places the organism in Eukaryota, Viridiplantae, Streptophyta, Magnoliopsida, Lamiales, Lamiaceae. The record is from RefSeq and is a predicted model, not a curated record.